UCUUUUAUUAUUUUCCCCCAAGAGAGACUCAAACUUGAGCACUUGAUCCCGUUUCUUGGAUUGCUUCUGGAGGAGACGGCUUGGUAGCAACGUUGGGAAAAGCGAGGACAGGGUUGUAACUCAUUUUUUUAAAGCGACAGUAGAUAAGACUUUUUAAAUGUUUGGGAUCCAAGAUACUUUAGGAAGAGGACCAGCUCUAAAAGAGAAAUCGCUGGGCGCCGAGAUGGAUUCGGUCAGGUCCUGGGUCCGAAACGUCGGCGUGGUGGACGCCAAUGUCGCGGCGCAGAGCGGCGUAGCCCUGUCCCGGGCCCACUUUGAGAAACAGCCUCCCUCCAACUUGAGGAAAUCCAACUUCUUUCACUUCGUCCUGGCGCUCUACGACAGGCAGGGGCAGCCGGUGGAGAUCGAGCGCACCGCCUUCGUAGACUUUGUGGAGAACGACAAAGAACAAGGCAAUGAGAAGACCAACAACGGCACCCACUACAAGUUACAGCUGCUCUACAGCAACGGUGUCCGCACCGAGCAGGACCUGUACGUCAGGCUCAUUGACUCAGUCACCAAGCAGCCCAUAGCUUACGAGGGACAAAAUAAGAAUCCGGAAAUGUGCCGAGUUCUCCUGACACACGAAGUGAUGUGCAGUCGGUGUUGCGAAAAGAAAAGUUGUGGCAACCGAAAUGAGACUCCUUCAGACCCUGUCAUCAUCGACAGAUUCUUUUUAAAAUUUUUCCUCAAGUGCAAUCAGAAUUGUUUGAAAACAGCAGGAAACCCAAGGGACAUGAGAAGGUUUCAGGUCGUAUUGUCAACAACAGUGAAUGUGGAUGGACAUGUGCUGGCUGUUUCCGACAACAUGUUUGUUCACAACAACUCGAAGCAUGGACGGAGAGCCAGAAGGCUGGACCCGUCGGAAGCAACUCCAUGCAUCAAAGCCAUUAGCCCAAGUGAAGGCUGGACCACUGGAGGAGCCAUGGUCAUCAUUAUUGGGGACAACUUCUUUGAUGGCCUCCAAGUGGUGUUUGGGACCAUGCUUGUAUGGAGUGAGCUAAUAACUCCUCAUGCCAUCAGAGUGCAGACUCCUCCUCGGCACAUCCCUGGGGUCGUAGAAGUGACAUUGUCUUAUAAAUCCAAACAGUUCUGCAAAGGAGCUCCAGGGAGGUUCAUUUACACAGCAUUAAAUGAACCCACCAUAGACUAUGGCUUUCAGAGACUGCAGAAGGUCAUCCCAAGACAUCCUGGAGAUCCUGAGAGAUUAGCUAAGGAAAUGCUAUUGAAAAGAGCUGCAGAUCUGGUGGAGGCACUCUAUGGAACACCACACAAUAACCAGGACAUCAUUCUGAAGCGAGCUGCGGACAUCGCUGAAGCCCUCUACAGUGUCCCCAGGAAUCCCAGCCAGAUCCCAGCUCUCUCCAGCUCCCCAGCUCACAGUGGCAUGAUGGGCAUCAAUUCAUAUGGCAGCCAGCUCGGGGUCAGCAUCUCAGAGUCAACACAGGGAAACAAUCAAGGAUACAUCCGCAACACGAGCAGCAUCUCUCCACGGGGCUAUUCUUCCAGCUCCACCCCCCAGCAGUCUAACUACAGCACCUCCAGUAACAGCAUGAAUGGCUACAGCAACGUCCCCAUGGCCAACCUGGGUGUUCCAGGGUCACCGGGAUUUCUCAACGGCUCCCCCACCGGCUCCCCUUAUGGAAUCAUGUCAUCAAGUCCCACGGUUGGAUCUUCCAGCACAUCCUCCAUCCUCCCGUUUUCCUCUUCAGUUUUUCCUGCUGUCAAACAGAAGAGUGCCUUUGCCCCUGUCAUCAGGCCCCAAGGCUCCCCUUCGCCUGCCUGCUCCAGUGGCAACGGAAACGGAUUCAGAGCCAUGACUGGACUUGUCGUGCCCCCGAUGUAAAGAAGAGGAAGAACAGCUUUCUUAUAGCACAAAACUAUUUAC
Budorcas taxicolor (takin) is the source of this 1927-nucleotide messenger RNA. It is a transcript of the gene EBF2, whose product is annotated as EBF transcription factor 2. The record is from RefSeq and is a predicted model, not a curated record. NCBI's taxonomy places the organism in Eukaryota, Metazoa, Chordata, Mammalia, Artiodactyla, Bovidae. Bases 158 to 1885 code for a protein of 575 amino acids. Gene Ontology annotation, biological process: regulation of transcription by RNA polymerase II. Gene Ontology annotation, molecular function: RNA polymerase II cis-regulatory region sequence-specific DNA binding; DNA-binding transcription factor activity, RNA polymerase II-specific. The transcript has 16 exons.